CUCAAAGUGGGGUUUGGAUGGCGAGCCGAGGCUAUUGGGACCCGGGGCCAUGAAUGAAUCCACACAGCAGUCCGCAAAGAAAUUCCGGAGAAUCAGCCAGCUCCUUGCUUUUGUUGGGUGCACCUGCGAUCGUUUGGCCCUUUGCUCAAGUGUGACAACUUCGCGUUCUUUGCCAGUAUUUGUAGGUUUGCCUAACUUGCAUUCAGCGGCAUGGUGCAGCGGCUUGCCGUGUUCCUGCUCCUGGCGGCGGCUUCGGCCAGCCGAAUGGUGGAGACUCACCUUGAUUUCCCUCGUCCCGAAGAGCAGGGUGCAGAGCCAUGGUGGCGCAAGUUGCACCGGCGGUGGAGAAAAGGAAAGAAAGGGGAGAAGUGCACGUGUGGUGAGGUGGACUGGAAGGAACAAGAUUGUUGUGGGCAUGACUUGAUUUGUGCAAAGAAGACUGGUACCUGCGAGCCAUCCUUGUUGUCUGAGUGCUUUGGAGACUUCGAGUGUGAGGCGAGCUCAGAGAACUAUGGCCGAGAGAUGGCGUGCAGUCGGUCCAAGGCGGAUGAUGUCGGGCGUGCAUAUUUUUGGGGACACAAGGACCGGGUCUGCUGUAUUCGUGGCAUCAGCCGCAAGGGACUGGAAGAGAAGAGCGACUCCGAGAUCUUGCGACACGAUUCUGUGGAUGGAAUACAGGCUUCGUCCUUGCAUUGCUGCUCCAUGGAACCAGUCCAUCUUACAUUCCUUGAUGGCAGAGUGGUGGAGUUCUGCAGCACAUAUGAAGAGGUCUAUCGUCCUCCUCCACCCGAGAGCACUACAUAGAGCCCAAGACAUACGCGCCCCCCCCCCCACCACGGCUGCGCUUGUUGGGAAGG
Molecule: messenger RNA, 857 nt
Organism: Durusdinium trenchii
Lineage: Eukaryota; Dinophyceae; Suessiales; Symbiodiniaceae
Source: the annotation of a GenBank genome assembly